This is a messenger RNA of Recurvomyces mirabilis, 1272 nucleotides long. RefSeq lists its product as uncharacterized. Lineage: Eukaryota; Fungi; Ascomycota; Dothideomycetes; Mycosphaerellales; Teratosphaeriaceae. The record is from RefSeq and is a predicted model, not a curated record. Gene Ontology annotation, molecular function: metal ion binding; alcohol dehydrogenase (NAD+) activity. The transcript has 2 exons. Gene Ontology annotation, cellular component: mitochondrion. Bases 1 to 1272 code for a protein of 423 amino acids.
AUGGCUUCCCCAUCCCACCAGCCCCAAACCAACGAGCAAUAUUGGCAAGCCUUCACGACCGCCGGCCCCAAAGUCUCCUACGGCAUUCCCUUCCCAGAAGGCUGCGCGAAACACGUGACAGAGACCUGCAAUGCAAAACGAGUCUAUAUCAUCGCCUCAGCCUCUUUGGCCAGGAACACGAACCAUGUCCAACGACUCCAAUCAGCACUGGGCGACAAAGUCGUGGGCAUUCGGAAGGGCAUCAAACCGCAUACGCCUUGGUCCGAGAUUCUGGAGAUAACCGCUGAGGCGAAAGGGUUAGAAGCCGAUCUGCUCAUCACCCUGGGAGCUGGAAGUCUGACGGAUGGAGCGAAGAUCGUCGCCACCGCCAUCGCAAACAACGCCCGCACCUUCCAAGACCUAGACAAUCUCCACUCCGGCUCAGACUGGUCCCGCAGGCGUCCCGACCUCAUCCGCCCAACUAUCCCCAUCAUCAGUAUCCCCACCUCCUUAUCCGGAGGCGAGUACUCGGACCUCGGCGGCGGAACCCACGACACCACGCACCAAAAACACGGGCUCGGUCAUCCUACCGUUGGACCGAAACUCGUGGUGUUGGAUCCGGAAUUGACGACUACGACGCCGGAGAAAGUCUGGUUGAGUUCGGGGUUUAGGGCGGUGGAUCAUUGUGUUGAGAGUUUAUGUAGUCUUUCCGCCUCUAAUUCGAAGGAGAGCGCGGCGAGUGCGGAGACAGGACUUCGACUGCUCAUCCCGGGACUCUUAAAAACGAAAGCCGAGCCCAAGGACCUCGAAGCGAGGUUGGCGUGUCAAAAGGGAGUAAUUGAGGCCAUGAAAGGCGUCUUCUUCCACGGCGUCCCGAUGGGUGCAUCGCAUGGAAUCGGUCACCAGCUCGGUCCCCUUGGGGUCGGGCAUGGGGAGACGAGUUGUAUCCUCUCACCCGCCGUCUGCAAAUACAACACCUCCGCCAACGCCGCGCAGCAGAAGAAGGUAUGCGAGAUCCUGUGGUCUGAACCUUCCGUCGCAGAACUUUUCGAGAAGGUCGGUCUGGGUAAGGCCGCCGAGCUAGGGGAUUUACUCGGUGCUGUUGUCAAGGCGUUGGGAAUGCCUUCGACGUUAAAGGAGGUCGGGGUAGGAGAGGAGAAGUUCGAUCAGCUCGCCACGAACGCCUUGACGGAUCAUUGGGUCCUUACGAAUCCGAGACCGAUAACGACGAAGGAGCAGGUGAGGGAGGUGCUGGAGAUGGUGCGGGGUGGAGAACCUGAAGUGGGCAGAUAG